UGAACGUUUCAUUGAUCUGUUCAAACUAUGUACAUGUAUAUGCAAUGAACUCAUUGGCGUCGACGAAGUUGGUAGUUAUCAUGAUAAGAACAGCUGGAUAUACCAUUUUCUUCUUUUCCAUUGUCUCUGCUUGUUUACCUGGAUGGCACCCUUUCAAUAAUUCCUGCUACCAUGUAUCGAUAGAGGAUGAAUCCUGGAUGGAUGGAAUGAAAAUGUGUGAAAUACAUGGCGGAUACCUUGUCCAUAUAGAGACGGCUGAAGAAGACAAUUUCAUAACCCAACAAAUGCAAGCGUACGCUCUGCACGACAUUUGGGUGGGUGGUUCUGACUGGACGAACGAAGGAACAUGGGUUUGGGAACCAGAGGGAAAGACUUUUCAAUACUUUAACUUUGCACCUCAUAAACCAAACAACGCCCAUGGUCAAAACUGUCUGUCCAAGGCCAUGUCCCAUAAUUACCAAUGGGACGACGAAGACUGCGAUGACUAUAUGGAAUACAUAUGUGAGAAAGCAAACACAGACAUAGGAUCUCUUGUAGGAUGAGGAAUAAUCAGUUUUGUACUGUGUACCAUUCAUUUCCGGAUAACUUUGUCCACUGACUGUUGAAAUAAAGAAUACCUAUGAAUGUA
Molecule: messenger RNA, 628 nt
Organism: Ostrea edulis (European flat oyster)
Lineage: Eukaryota; Metazoa; Mollusca; Bivalvia; Ostreida; Ostreidae
Product: perlucin-like protein
Exons: 5
Coding region: 45-542 (165 amino acids)
Molecular function (GO): signaling receptor activity
Source: RefSeq, a predicted model, not a curated record